Molecule: messenger RNA, 1599 nt
Organism: Zerene cesonia (dogface butterfly)
Lineage: Eukaryota; Metazoa; Arthropoda; Insecta; Lepidoptera; Pieridae
Product: pro-cathepsin H-like
Exons: 10
Coding region: 1-1599 (532 amino acids)
Cellular component (GO): lysosome
Molecular function (GO): cysteine-type endopeptidase activity
Source: RefSeq, a predicted model, not a curated record
AUGUAUUCCAUACUGCUAUUAUUUUUACUUGUUUCCUCAAGUGUUUUAGCAAAUCCCAGUUUAUUGGAUCAAGAUUAUUUCGAAGUUGAUGAUGCAUCAACUAUUUUUGAACAGUUUAUCAAAAGAUAUGAGAAAAAUUACGCACCAGACGAAUAUGAUUAUCGCUUAAGCGUCUUCAAAGACACAUUGGAGAAAUUAAACCAAUGGAAUAUCGAAGACCCCGGGGCAUACGGUUUGCAAGAGUUCUCCGAUCUCACCUUCGAAGAAAUCUCAGAUAAGUAUUUAGGUCUGAAAGGCAACAUCAGCGAUGUUGAAACUGUUGAGUUUAAGAGUGAUCAGUUAUAUACGUCUCCUGAAAAUGUCGAUUGGCGUGAGUACGGCGUUGUAUCACCGGUGAAGGAUCAAAGGCAGUGUGGAUCGUGUUACGCUUUUAGCGCUAUAGGACACAUAGAAAGCCGUUACGCGAUGAAGUAUCAUAAAAUUAAAAUCCUCUCUGAGCAGCAAGCACUUGACUGUGAUACUAUGGACUAUGGCUGCCAGGGCGGAUUGCCUCAUAAUGUAUUCAGUUCCCUGAUGAGCGGUGUGAUGCUUUCAAGAGAUUACCCAUACGUCCAGCGUCAGGGAUUCUGCAGAGCUAAAGGAUGGAAAGCGGUCGUAAAAGUAAAGAAAUUCACAGUUUUUAAGAAUUUGGACGAAGACGACUUGAAAGAGGCUGUGGCUAGUUAUGGACCCCUUUCAAUAUCAAUGUUUUUCACACAUAGAAUGUCGCAUAUUAAAGAUGGCCGGGUUUACAAACCUGUUGACUGUGUUCAAUCCAAAAGCAAUCACGCAGUACUAUUGGUGGGCUACGGACAAGAAAACGAUGAUGAUUACUGGAUCAUCAAGAACUCCUGGGGGACGGGCUGGGGUGACAAGGGCUACAUGCGGCUCUUACGAGGCUUUGGAGUUUGCAAUAUUGGCACUUACGCAGCGCUCGCUGAGGUCACGCGAGUAGGUGAAGAAAGGAUUUCCUCUGGAGCCUGGGUAGUUCAGACCGGCGGCGUUGGUAAUAUUGAAGGACAGUACGCCAAAGUUCACAACACUGAGGCAAUAAGCUUGUCAGAACAGCAGAUAAUAGAUUGUGAUCGCACUAGUCAUGGAUGUUAUGGAGGCUGGCCGCACGAUGUUUUCAAUAGUCUGGCUGCGGAAGGUGGGUCGAUGAGAGAAGACGACUAUCCAUAUGCAGGUGUCCAGGGUCAAUGCAGUUUGGACCGUAGCAGAAUAGCAGUCAGGGUUACAGGAGGCCAACAAAUAUCAAUUUCAGAUGAAGAAAGCUUGAAGGACGCUUUGGUUCAAUAUGGACCGCUUUCAGUAGUCAUAGAGGUUAACCAAGAAUUUAUGCUUUUGCAAGGACAGUCCAUCUUUAAACCCACAACUUCGUGUGACGAAGGCCUUCAUGCUGUUCUUCUUAUUGGCUAUGGAAAUGACGGCACGGACGAUUACUGGAUCUUGAAGAAUUCAUGGGGUACCACGUGGGGCGAUCAGGGCUUCUACCGCAUGGUGAUGGGCCAGCACGCUUGCAACAUUGGAGACUAUGCAGCUAGCGCGACUGUCGAAUAG